Linum tenue is the source of this 864-nucleotide messenger RNA. The record is from the annotation of a GenBank genome assembly. Lineage: Eukaryota; Viridiplantae; Streptophyta; Magnoliopsida; Malpighiales; Linaceae.
AUGAAAACAAUUGGGAGAAGUGGUGGCAGCUCCGGCAGCAGUGUGGGUGAAGCAGAGGGCUACGCCCAGGAGUGUUUGCUGUUCCAGGCCGACGAAGGCCUUCUGAGCCGUACGGUGUCGCACGUGAGAGAACACCAGCGGUUGUCUAUCGAGAAGGCGAAAGCAGGAGGAAAAGUCGAGACGCAGAGGUUGGUAUUCACAGGGGAGGCCAUCUCCGCCCUGAAAUCCCAACUGACGAUCGACCACCCAAGUCGAACGGUGGCCAUCGCCGGGCUUAUCUGGAAGGCCGCUCUUGACGCCCGCAGCCGCAGAGCGCCGACGGCCUCUGCAGCAGUUUCGCUAGUCAACGUCCGGCCAAGACUGAAGACGCCGCUCCCGGACGGCUGCAUCGGGAACCUAUACUGGAUCACCACGGCGGUCGCCGAAACGAGCGGAGAUCCAGGAAUGGAGCACUUUGCAAAUCGGGUGAAGGAGUCCGUGGGCAGGGUGGACGGGGAGCUGUUGGAGAAGCUGGCGGCGGGCGUGGAAGCGCACCGCCAGUUUCACGAGCAGCUGGAAGGGCUGGCCGCGAGUAACACCACCGACGACAGUGCCAGCCUGUACAAGUUCUUCAGCAUUCUGAGGAUGGGGCUGAGCCAGGUGGAUUUCGGGUGGGGGAAGCCGUCGUGGGUCACCAUUCUAGGGUUCACCGCUGAUGAUGUUGCUCCGGUUCCCAACCUCGUUUGCCUCAUGGAAGCCACAGCUGGCGGUGGUGCGGUUGAAGCCUGGGUGAGCUUGGAUGAACAAGAGAUGCCCAUCUUUCUGCAACAUCCUCACCUCCUUCAGUACGCCACGGUUAAUCCCAGGAUCCAGCUCAUACCCUAG